Messenger RNA from Ostrea edulis (European flat oyster), 4199 nucleotides. Its product is annotated as acetylcholine receptor subunit alpha-like. Gene Ontology annotation, cellular component: membrane; synapse; neuron projection. Lineage: Eukaryota; Metazoa; Mollusca; Bivalvia; Ostreida; Ostreidae. The record is from RefSeq and is a predicted model, not a curated record. The coding region runs from base 41 to 1291 and encodes 416 amino acids. Gene Ontology annotation, molecular function: neurotransmitter receptor activity; extracellular ligand-gated monoatomic ion channel activity; transmembrane signaling receptor activity. Gene Ontology annotation, biological process: chemical synaptic transmission; signal transduction; monoatomic ion transmembrane transport. The transcript has a single exon.
GAAUUAUAGCAGAUCAGCUAGAAGGGCGGAUCGAUAUUUUAUGAUGGGAUUUUUCAAGAUAACAUGGAUGGUGGUAUUAUAUGCAAUGUUUAAUCUACCAGCUUCGAAGUGUACUUUAACAAGUACAACAGUGAAAUCGUAUCUUACAGAUUUGCAGAACUCCUACUCGAAAAACAUUUUCCCAAAGUACAGUAAUUACGAACAAGUUUCUGUGAUGAUGGGACUUCAAUUGAUUUCUAUCAAUGGAUUCGACGAGGUUUCUGGUAUUCUUGAACUUGUUGCCAAGUUGAAAAUAUCUUGGACUGAUGAAAAUUUACAAAGAUUAUACACUCCGACGUAUUCUUCCAUAACUGAAAUCUUGGUCCCACAAGACGAGGUAUGGCUGCCAACAAUUACUGUGUACAAUUCCGUAGAGUCGUUAAAGAUGGUAGGGGACUCCUCUUACCAUGUUCGAAUCCUUCCAGCGAUUGGCUGGAUUCAGUGGAUACCCGGAUUGAUAACGAAAACCAGUUGUUCCGUCGAUGCUACUUAUUUUCCGUUUGAUAAACAGACCUGUGAUAUAACCUUUACCAACUGGGGAUACAAGGAGUCAGAAGUUCAUCUUUAUUCAAGAGACGAAGUGAUCGACUUAAGUUUAUUUACACAAAAUGAGCAGUGGUCACUAGCAGGAUCCAAGAUAUCCAAUUUUUCAAAGGGAGACAAUUCUUUCAUUACUUUUUCAAUAACACUUGAACGACAGCCAACAUGGUUUGUUCUUAACAUGGUAUUACCCAUCAUUCUCAUCGGCCUGUUGACGGGUCUUGUCUUUCUAAUGCCAGUUGAUGAUGGAGAGAGGGUAGGAUAUAUCAUCACAGCAUUUCUUACUUUCGCCUUCUUCCUUGACAUGAUUUCCUCAAACUUACCGCACACUUCGAACCCAAUGGCACUAGUGGUAUAUUACCUCACAGUCAUGGUUUACCUGUCUUCUGCAUCUACCAUAGUUACCAUAAUGACACUAAGAAUCUAUGAAAAGUCAACUGAUGUUCCACGAUGGUUGAAAAUUCUUGUAGCUAUAAUUUUAGCAAGAUACUGUUGUCCGAAAAAACAGAUUUCUGAUGAGGAGAUGGCGGGCUGGGCUGCACCAGAGAAGAAAGAGCAGAGCAAAAGGCCUGAUGUGUUCGCCCCGACUGAUAACAUAACAUAUCGUUUGGUUGCACUGGCAUUAGAUAUUCUUUUCUUUGUUGUGUUUAUUUUAGUAAACAUGAUAUGCACUAUUGUUUUCUUAGCCCCCCUUUCAAGCAACGGUUCAUAACUGAAACUCGUGCUUGUUAUUGCUUCACCACAGAUUUGUUCAUCUUUACACAUAACAAUGUAACUCCGUAUCUGUAUUGCAUUUGUUAUAUUUAAAUGAGUGAUAAAUGUGCUUUUCUGUAGUAAGAUUUUUCUUCAUUUUACUCGGCGUCGUUUAAGUUUGGAGCUACAUUGUAAAGACUAAGUUUGGGUCGAGUCAAGCGAUUUUAGGUAUGUAGCUGAUAGGAACCAUUAUUUUUUAAACAUCCAAAAGUUUGAAAGCAGUAACAUGAAAUAAAAUAUUCGAAUACAUCUGUUUUUUUGUGUAUAUUUGAUUUAUCUAGAAUUUUAUUUAGUAUCUAUUUACUUUCUGUUUUUUUCGUUUGGAAAAUUAUUUUAAAUAUCGAGGUAGAAAUACAUGUAAUUCACAGAAAAAAUUUACGGACUGCCGAAAAGUUCGUGAUUUGAUUUAUUUCCAACAUCUUGCUUUUAGUAAGCAUACGCUUGAAUUUGCAUAAUAGCUAGAAUGCAUUAAAAUGUCGUGUACGGUGCAUCGUAGUUUUUUUUUCUCCAAUUUUUUCAAGAUCAAGAUAGAUAGAGAGAGAGAGAGAGAGAGAGAGAGAGAGAGAGAGAGAGAGUAGCAUCCUCAUUGAAAUAAUUCAUUUUGAUGAUGUUUGCUUUUCUCUUUAGGUUUAUUAAACAACAUGUAGUUUUGUUGGUAUAUUUGGAAUCGGGCAAUGCGGUUUUUUUUUUUUUUUUGUUUUUUUUUUUGGUGUUUUGUUGUUGUAGUUGUUUUUUUUUUUUUUUUUUUUUUUUAUUCUCGAUAUUCAAGUAGAAAAGGGAGAGAAUUAAAAAACAAAGAAUGCUCUGAACCAAACUUCAAAUUUUGGAUGCUGAAAAGCCCUAGUCUACUUGCUUUAUCUAAAAUUAAUUGAUUCAUAUAGUUUCUAUCUAAACUUACAAUUUCCCUGAUUUUUUUUAACGUCGUGUCAUCGAUUUAUUUACGUUCAUUUGUCUUUUAGACGUCAUCUAAACUGUGUAUGGAGGACGAACCAAAUCACAAUUGCGGUGUUUUUUUUUACUAUUUCGAAUGCCCCUUUUCAACACCUUCCGCAAAUUGUAUUUUGGUAUAUUUUUUAUAUGUUGUUAAGAAUAUAUUAUAGUACAACUUAAAGCAAUAAAACCUUUUGUAGCAAUUAGUUUGAGGUCAUCUUGUACAUUGACUAGACUACUGCAAGAAUACAGCGAUAUAAGGUCUCAACCGUACACUUUUUUUUCUGCGCCGUAAAUCGAAGGGUUUUUUUUUUUUUAUAAGGGGUGGAUCUGUAGCUCUCUGAUCUGUCCCAAUAUUUUUUCAGAGAGCUCUAAAGCAUGUUUGGUUUCUGUAAUCUAUUGAAUCUCAAAAUCAAAUAAUAUUCACAUUUGCUUCAUUUGCAUACCAUCAUGAUGGUACUUCGACACUUUAAAAAUCAAUUUAGCUUCUUCAAUGCAAAUUACCUUAUAAGGAUGGGCGGAUUUGGGAUUUUAAUUUAGAGGGGCGUGUGGAAAAUCAGAGAGACAAGGGUCUGUUGGUCGUCUUUAGGUCCCCAGUUCGCCUUGAGGGGGGGGAUCCAUUGUUAAACUGUAUUUUGAUAAUGAAAUCUGGUGUAAAACUGAAAGAAUUUUCAAGUACACAUACAAUCUAAUGGGAGAUAGGAUUGAGUUGUGUUCCCCUGUUUCCCGCUAGGCGGCGAUACUUGUUCCGAUGUAACAUUAAAUAGUGAUUUUAAAAUUUUCAACGUUGAAAAUUGACCCAGACUGUUAAUUAACUACCCUCCCAAACGUUAAAUUUUGACCCUUGUGAAAAAUUACCCUUAGAGAUAAUUUCUGGUGGGGUUAAAUUUCAACAUUAAAAAAGGACCCUCAAUGUACGAUGCAUUUUCUGUACAGUCCCCAGUGGUGGGUCAUAUUUAACAUUGAAAAUUACCCUAAAUAUAUAUACACAAUGUUUCUUUGCAAUCCAUAUCUCAAUCAGGUAGUAGGGGGUCAUAUCUCAGCAUUAAAAGAAUGCCGCAAAUAUACAAAAGGUUUUCCAUACAGUCCAUACUUAGGUCAAGUGGUGGUUGGGGGGAGGGGGUCACAUUUCAACAUUGAAAAAUGACCCCAAAUAUGCAAAAUAUUUCUCAAAUACAGUGUUUUUGACAUUUCGCUUGACCGACGACAUAAAAACGAAUUGACUAAUUUGGCAGAGGUAUAGCGCUUUUGCUGACUUCGGCCGACUCAGAAAUCUAAAGGGAAAGCACCGGUUUCCAAUGAUAGUCUGGCGUGUUAUUUUUAAAUAUAAGGCCAAAGAUUUUAAUGUUUCGUUAACCAAGAUAAAUAAUUGCUGCAGUUUAGCAUUACUGACAUUUAUAUGAGUCGUUCUUUAAUCAAUAAACCAUGUUCCUGUGGAAUGAUGAACAGUACAAUAUUUUCAUACCUGUGCAGUCAUAUCACACAACCCUUUUACAUAUGGCAUUACUUAGCUCACUGUCUUUUUCUGACAUGGCUGCAGCACCUUUGAUAUAUUUCACCAGUUUAUUUGCCUUUGGUUGAUAAUUCGAGUGUUUAGCUUUGCCUAAAUAUCAUAUGACAGUUGCUACAUGAGUUUUUAUAUUUACUUUUGAGAAGUCAAACUGUAUAACAGUUAUUUUCCUCCCUUGACCUAAUUUUACUUUCACAUUUUGUGCAUUUGUGCCCCUUUUCUUGUAGUAUUUGCUUAGCUUUUCGUCAGCCACAUUAUGGUUUGAAAAUUGUGCACACAGGAACAGGUUAGGGUAAACAAACGGAACUACAGUGAUCUCAGAAUAAAUUCCUUUUCUUUAAGAUGUAACUUGCAAAUAUUGGAAGUUAUGAUGAAAAUGACUAAUAUUUGUUAAAAUAUAUGUAUCACAUUUAUACCCCCCCCCCCC